Trichoderma aggressivum f. europaeum is the source of this 699-nucleotide messenger RNA. RefSeq lists its product as uncharacterized. Bases 1 to 699 code for a protein of 232 amino acids. Gene Ontology annotation, cellular component: nucleus; cytoplasm. The record is from RefSeq and is a predicted model, not a curated record. The transcript is spliced from 3 exons. NCBI's taxonomy places the organism in Eukaryota, Fungi, Ascomycota, Sordariomycetes, Hypocreales, Hypocreaceae.
AUGGACAAGAUCCCGCUCAACUACGAGGCGUCCGAGGGCGAUACACACAAGCGCCAGACGAGCACGCUGCCUAUCGAGGUGGUGCAAUGUCUGGAAAAUGCUCGAUUCCUUCACCUGGCGACAUGUACGGAUAACGUGCCCAACGUGUCCCUCAUGAACUACACCUACCUCCCCUCCUCGCCCUACUCGGCUUCUCCCGUCAUCAUCAUGACCACCAAUCCCGCCUCUCGCAAGACGACCAACAUCGUCACGAACCCAAACGUCUCUCUCCUGGUCCACGACUGGGUCUCUCACCGUCCUCCAACCCAAGGCCGCCGUCUCUCCGGCGGAUCCCCCGGGCCCGAAACCCGAUCCAGCCUCGCCGCCCUGCUCCUCAACCUCAACACAUCCGCCAUGUCCAGCAUCAGCGCGACGAUAGGCGGCGCCGCGCGGAUAGCCCCCAUUGGCUCCGCCGAGGAAAAGUUCUACGUCGAGCAGCACCUCGAGAACAACACCUUUGAAGAGGGCGUGCCCCUGUUCCAGCCGGCGACAAAUUCCGAGGGUGGCGAGGGGGACCGCGCCGGAGGGCAUUUCGUGGCCGGCGAGGAGGUGCGCGUCAUUGUGGUCGAUAUUCAGAAUGUGAGAAUCAGUGAUUGGAAGGGAACCGUGAGGGACUGGGAGCUGGUUUCGGAUGCUCCAGUGCUCAAUGGCGGUGCUUGA